Molecule: messenger RNA, 1638 nt
Organism: Fibroporia radiculosa
Lineage: Eukaryota; Fungi; Basidiomycota; Agaricomycetes; Polyporales; Fibroporiaceae
Exons: 5
Coding region: 1-1638 (545 amino acids)
Biological process (GO): exocytosis; piecemeal microautophagy of the nucleus; endocytosis
Cellular component (GO): cytosol; intracellular membrane-bounded organelle; membrane
Molecular function (GO): sterol binding
Source: RefSeq, a predicted model, not a curated record
AUGCCCCCGGUGGACAACGAUGGCACUCACCUCGACGACGAUCUCAUCUCACAGCCGAUAUCCGUCCCCGACUCUGGAGACGUUGGCGAAAGCGGGAAGCUCAAGAUGAUUAUGCAGCUCCUCAAGAAAGUCGUUGGUGUGAAGGAUAUUGCUUCGAUGCGAUUAUCCUUGCCGGCGUCACUACUGGAGCCCAUCCCUAACCUUGAGUACUGGCAUUACCUGGAUCGCCCGGACCUCCUGGCGGCCAUAAACGACUCCGAUGAUCCAUUUGAACGCAUGCUUGCGGCCCUCCGAUUCGCAUUCUCCAAGGACCUUAAGUUCAUUCGAGGCAAAGUCUGCAAGCCAUACAACUCGGUCCUCGGCGAGCAUUUUCGCUCACACUGGGACGUGAUACCUGUAUCAUAUCCAUCGAACCCAACGGAACCACCCAUCCAACACCUGUAUCUCGUCCCUCCGGCAGCGGAAUCAACGUACACGUCCCUCGCGCCGACAUCCGCUCAAACGCCGCGUAUGUCGGUCUCUGAGACCGCUAGUGUUGCCAGCGGGCGCAGCAUGACAAGCGGAAAGAGUGGGAGCCUGGUAUCCAAGGCCGCAUCCACCCCAGGGAAGAGUACACCAGCGACGUCGCCCAGCCUCGUGGAAAUGAAUCCCGACGCAGACAUUUCCAAGCUCAGCCUCGAUGAUAAUGAUUCCAGCCGUGUGGAACUUGUAGAAGCAAACGAUGUACCCGAAACAGCAGGGAAACCGCGCGUGCGGAUCACAUAUCUUACUGAGCAAGUCUCGCACCAUCCACCAGUCUCUGCAUACUAUGCGAGCUGUCCGAGCCGGAACGUGGAGCUGUCGGGAAUCGACCAAAUUUCUGCGAAAGUAUCGGGGACGACGCUGCGCAUCGUCCCGGGAUCGCUGAAUAAAGGUUUGUUCGUCAAGUUGACCGGCGGCGCGGGUGCAGGGGAGACGUACCAUAUUACGCAUCCGAUUGGGUCUGUAAACGGCAUAUUCAGGGGCAGCUUCUACAUCACGAUGGGCGAAGCAACAAUCAUUACAUGCACUGGGGGCAAUGGAGGAGAGAAGCUCCGCGCGAUCAUUGAGUACAAGGAAGAGUCGUGGUUGGGCAAAGCGCAGUUCCUCGUCGAAGGAGUCAUUCACACAUACGACCCAGACGAGACGCAGUACAAGGACUGGACACGCGUUAAACACGUCCCGCGCUCGUGCAUACUGGCGACAUUCGACGGAUCGUGGAAGCACAAGAUCCGCUGGAAACGUGCCAAUACACCGACCUCUGAUUACGCCACUCUGAUUGACUUGUCAGGGUUGCACAUCAUCCCCAAGAGCGUGCGGCCGCUGGAGAAACAGCUUCCGAACGAGAGCAGGAAGCUGUGGGAGAACGUGACAACCAGACUGUUGGCAAAGGAAUAUGGAGAAGCGACCAAACACAAGUUGGCCAUAGAGCAACGACAAAGGGAUGAGGCUGCUGAGCGGAAGCGGAGAGGAAAUCAAUUUGUCCCGAAAUACUUUGAGAGUGAUUACGAGACUGGCAUCCCGAUUUUGACCGCAGAAGGACAGAAGGCCCUCGAGGAAGAGCUCAAGGAGGACAUCAUAUACCCGCUCGAGAGCAUCGAUGCUGCGCUGUCCACAUAG